AUGCUUCGUGAUCUUGAAGAGCUUCGAAUAAGUGAUUGUGGUAUAGAGGUGAUUGUUGCAAAAGAUCAAGUUUCAGAAUCUUGCUCCUCUGUUGAGUUUCCCAGGUUGACUUUCCUUGAGCUUUCUUCGCUUAGAAAUUUGAGGAAUUUCUAUCCACAGAGACACACAUUAGAAUGGCCACAUCUUUAUCGAUUAUCUAUUGAAGGUUGUGAUGAAUUGGAGAUAUUUGAAAAGGAAGUCUCAAGUUCAUUAGAAAUACAUGAGGAAGGGAGCUCAUUAGACUCAAAAUAUCCUCUACUGUCCCAUGACAAGGUCACUCAUAAUUUGGAGGAGUUGACAUUGUGGGGUAAAGGAGCUGAGAUGAUAGGGAGUGGCCAGCUUUCAAUGUACCGCUUCCCCAAAGAAGGAGAGGAUGAUGAAGAUGAGGAAGUCGUUUUCAGCAAGUUGCAGCAUUUGAAAGUUGAACGGUUACCAGAAUUGAAGAGAUUUUGCGGCUACAAUUAUGCUUUCAGAUUUCCGUUAUUGGAACAGCUGAUCAUAACAAAAUGUCCGAGAUUCAAAGUAUUCUCUCCAGGACUCAUUGACACACCAUCUCUUAAAAGCGUUCUACUGUCACAAGAUGGGUUUGGAAAACAUCAUGAAAUUUGGGACACCAAUCUUAACAAAACAUUCUACCAACAGAGAUUUGCGGCAUCAAGAGAGAUGGAGUUAGAUGAGUAUGAUGUUAGCAUGAUAAGGAAUGACCAAUUUCCAGCAGAUUGUUUUGCUCAAAUGGAAAUUCUGGGCAUAGUAGGAUUUGAUGAUGAAGGGGCAACAUUUCUGCAUACAUUGCUUGAAAGAUUUCCGCGGCUGACUGAACUUCGUGUGAAGGAUAGUUCUUUCGAGGAGAUAGUCCCAUCAGCCAUUGUUCAUCAAAUUCAACAACUUCAUAAUUUGACAGUUUUGAAGGUGUCCCAAUGUCAUCAGCUCAUCUAUUUAAUGACAAAUUCAGCCGCCAAAAGUUUGGUGAAUCUUGAAACGUUGGAAAUAGAGAAUUGCAAAAAGAUGGAGGAAAUUGUAAAGAAUGAGAAUAAUGAAGAUGUGGAAGGUGGAAUCACGUUCAGUGCGUUGAGAAGAUUAAAACUCAGUCGUCUACCAAGAUUAAAAGCGGAAGAGCAUAAAACGGAUUUCAACAUUGAAGACCCAGCAACAAAUAAUCAUAAGGUGUCAUUCCAAAAGUUAGAGAUAUUAGAAUUAGACUCUUUAAACAGUCUGGUUCCGCCGAUAUGGGAUGACAAACCUUCACACAACUCAUUUAGCAGCUUGAAAACAUUGAGUGUGAGUAAUUGUGACAUUGUGAAAUUGGUGCCCCUUCAUGUGCUGAAAUAUUUAAACAACUUGGAAGAACUGGAAGUCGAGUUUUGUGACAUGUUGGAGACAGUGUUUUAUUUUGAAGAUUUAAAUGAUUAUAAAGAGAUUCUGUCAUCACCGAUGGCUGUGCCACUGAAAAAGUUGAGGUUAAAGUAUUUGCCAAAAUUGAAGAAUGUGUUGAGAAAUAAUCAUAGCCAAGGAGCAAUAAACUUGGCAUCAUCCUCAUGCCAUCAAAAUCAAAUUGAAGAAAUUAUAGCGAGACAGGAAGAAGAGGACAAUGAGGACACGGAAAUCAUUUUCAGCAAAUUGGAGCUUUUGGAACUUGAUGGAUUACCAAGAUUGAAGAGAUUUUGCAGCCAAAAUUAUACUUUCAAGUUUCCAUUAUUACAAUCUGUAACCAUAACAAAGUGCCCUCAACUCACGGCAUUCUGUUCCGGAGCCAUUCAUGCCCCGCAGCUUCAAAAUGUUCAAGUGACCCGUGAAUAUGGAGAAUCUCACAUAGAUAUUUGGAUGACUGAUCUUAAUGCCACCAUCCAACACCGGUUUACUAUUCAAGAGGUAAUUUCCACAACCGAAAGCAUGGCUUUAAAUGCAAAGAAUAUCACGAUAAUAAGGGAUGUCUUUCCUGAAGUGAGAACUCUUUAUGUAGAAAGCUUCAAGGAUGAAGGGGUAACCUUUCCCUGUAGCUCCCUUGAAAAAUUUCCCAAGUUGAAUAGGCUUUAUGUGGAGCAUAGUUCCUUUGAGGAGGUAUUCCCCCCACAGGAUGAGAUUAUCAAUUUUAGGGGGGAAAUCCCACCAUUUAAGGAAUUACACAUUGCCUAUUUGGAUCAACUCAAGAGCAUAUGGAAGGAUGACUCUCAGCUACCACCAAAUCAUCAAGACCUAAUAACAUGCCUGGAAGUUGAAAGCUGUCAUAGCUUGUUCAAGUUGGUACCAUCCUCUGCUUCAUUUCAAAAUUUGCAGGAGUUGUCUAUAUCUGGAUGUCAUCAACUCGUCUAUUUGGUGACAAGUUCAACUGCCAAAAGCUUGGUGAGUCUUGAAUGGUUGGAGAUAAAUGAUUGCAAAAAGAUGGAGGAAAUUGUAUUGAAUGAGAGCAAUGAAGGUGUAGAAGGUGGAAUCACAUUCAACCAAUUGUGGUGCAUCAAACUUGCUGAUAUGCCAAGCUUGAAGAUGUUCUCUUCACAGAGUCAGACACUUGAAUUCCCUGAAUUAGAAGAGAUAGAAAUAACCAGAUGUCCUGAAAUGAAGGUGUUAUGUUCAGAAGUGUUGGAAACACCAAAGUUGUUUAGAGUAAAAAUAGAAGAGCAUGAGAUGGAGUGGAAGGAUAAAGGGGACCUUAACAAAACAGUAGAAAUGCUAUCCUCAGCAAAGGUAUGA
Molecule: messenger RNA, 2727 nt
Organism: Neltuma alba
Lineage: Eukaryota; Viridiplantae; Streptophyta; Magnoliopsida; Fabales; Fabaceae
Exons: 6
Coding region: 1-2727 (908 amino acids)
Source: RefSeq, a predicted model, not a curated record